UGGGCUAAUAAAACACUGAAGAUUUUUUCAAUACUACCGGUGUUCUACUGGAUUUUUUCCAUUGGAUGUGAAACUUGACCCAGCUUGCAGGCAAAGGUCCUCCAGUCUAGCACCUGGACCUACACAGGUGAAUAUAAGAGGGUAGAGCACUCCUAAAUACUUGCUGCAAUGUCCAUAGAAGACAGACUGUUCUUGGAGAUCAUGAAUCAAGGAAUGACAAAGGACAAGUCAAAAAGCUGGGUCGCGCCUUUACCAUUUAGACCCCAGAGACAACGCUUACCUGACAACAAAGAACUUGUCUAUAACAGAUUUAUCUCCCUCAAGCACAAACUUCAGAAGACACCAGAGAUGAAAGAACAUUUCUUUACCUUCAUGGAAGGAAUAUUCCAGAACAACCACGCAGAAAUGGCACCCGCGCUCCGAGAUUUAGAGGAGCGUUGGUACUUACCCACAUUCGGCGUAUAUCAUCCUAAAAAGCUAGGCCAGAUACGAGUAGUGUUCGACUCAAGUGCCAGGUGCGAAAGCUUAUCACUAAAUGAUGUCUUACUGUCUGGUCCAGACCUCAACAACAGACUUCUAGAGGUACUUCUACGUUUCCGUAAAGAUUCCAUAGCAUUCAUGGCCGACAUACAACAGAUGUUCCACUGCUUCCUCGUCAAGGAGGAACACAGAAAUUACUUGAGGUUCUUCUGGUACCGCAACAAUGACCCUAACGAAGACAUCGUAGAGUACCGAAUGAGGGUGCACAUCUUCGGAAACAGCCCUUCACCUGCAGUCACUAUCUAUGGUCUCAGACUUUCAGCUCAAGAGGGUGAAGCAAAGUAUGGGUCAGAUGCCAGGUCCUAUGUAGAGAAAGAUUUCUUUGUGGACGACUGCUUGAAAUCCACACCCACGAAUGAGUCGGCAAUCAGUCUCUUAAAAAGGACUCGAGAGAUGCUAGCUUUGUCUAAUCUGAGGUUACACCAAAUUGCCUCCAACAGCCGUGAGUUAAUGGAAGCCUUCUCAAACCAAGACCAUGCAAGCGACCUUAAGGACUUGGAUCUUGACACCGAUUCCCUUCCCUUGCAACGGAGUCUCGGUUUGCUCUGGAACUUCAAGGCAGACACCUUUACCUUCCAGAUCAACAAAGAAGAAAAGCCCUUCACACGCAGAGGAGUUCUAUCUACAAUAAACAGCUUGUACGAUCCUCUGGGAUUUGUAACACCUGUCACCAUCCAAGAUUACAAAAUUAUGUUAAGAGACCUCACCACAGAGAUGUCCGAUUGGGAUGAUCCGCUUCCCACAGAGAAAAAGGACCUGUGGACAAGUUGGAAAAAGUCUCUUGAAGCUUUGACCAGCCUUCAUGUGACACGACCCUAUGCUUCCAUACCAUCUACAGAAGUCAAGAUGCAAAAGCUACAUAUCUUCUGCGAUGCUUCAAUCAAGGCAAUCACUGCUGUAGCAUACCUAAAGACCAUUGAUGCCAAAGAACAAUGCCAUGUAGGAUUCGUCAUGAGUCGGGCCAAACUGACACCUCUCCGCGAACACACGAUACCCAGACUGGAACUCUGUGCUGCUGUGCUUGUGGUAGAGUUGGCUGAAAUGAUAACUUCAGGAAUGGGCCUAGAAAUCGAAGAAGUCGAGUUCCACACGGACAGCAAGGUAGUCCUAGGAUAUAUCUGCAACGAAAUUAGACGCUUUUAUGUCUACGUCUCCAAUCGAGUGCUGAGGAUCAGGAGAUCCACUAGUCCCCAACAGUGGCACUAUGUGUCUACACAACAUAAUGCCGCAGACCACGCAACCAGAUCCGUCGCAGCCUGCCACCUGAAAGCCACAACAUGGUUCACAGGUCCUGCGUUCCUGUACUGUUCAACGGCUUGCAACAUCAGAUGUGACACAUUUGAAUUUAUAGACCCAGACGCAGAUGGGGAGAUCCGACCCGAAGUGUCUGUUCUUAACACAGUGACUUCUGAUCGUCAACUCGAAUCCCAUCGUUUCAGCAGGUUCUCCACCUGGAUGUCUCUGGUCCGUGCGAUAGCCAUCUUGAUUCAUAUAGCUAAGUCCUACACAUCUACAUUACCUGUGAGUCAGAAAUCUUGUAAAGAUUGGCAUCACUGCAAGAACGCCAUGUUACUCACAAAGAAGAACAGCACCCUGAAUGCUCCAUCUGGAGAAUUUACCGAAAAAGACCUGUAUAGACGUCAAUGGAGGCAGGUGCAAAGUCUUUCUAAUGUCUUCUGGGACAAAUGGAGGAAAGAGAACUCUACCUUGCAGUCGAGAAGGAAGUGGAAAACUAACAAGCCGAACAUCAGACCUGGGGAUGUCGUGCUCAUGAAAGACCACCAAUCACAUCGGAACGAGUGGCCACUGGGCCUCAUCACCAACAUGUUUCCAAGCAAAGAUGGGAAUGUACGUAAGGCCGAGGUAAAAAUCUGGAAGCUUGGCGAGUGCAAACUAUUCCUCAGACCAACAACAGAGCUCGUGUUGUUGUUUUCACCUGAGAAGACAAAUAGUGACGUCCGUUGACGCCAGACGGGGAGUGUUCUGCCCCACAUCAAGUGUUGAAGAAUCAUUACUAUUCAACAAGCUAGAAUCUGUAUUAGCUAGUUACGUAACAGCGCCAUCUAGCGGCAGUAGAAAUCCACUGCAACCUACGUUUCUUACAUUUGUAUAAAUAAAGUUGUUCUUAAUUAUGCAACUACAGUGCAUUGUGGGUAGCUAGUGCAUUCUGGGAAGGAGAAGGGAGCCACCAUACUGUUUACAGCACAUUUGCAUAGCUCUCCUAGCAUUCCUGCUUCUUAAAUCUCCACUACCCCACAGCCAGCAUAUCUGAUUGCACAGGCUGCUGCUACUUAUCAUCUGGGAAGCCCUCUUCAUACACACUGUGUGCUUGCUUGAAGUCUGCCAUUUUGGCUGUUUGCAUUUGGUUGGACGAACUGUUACUGCCGCUAGAGAGUUCAGACAC
This is a messenger RNA of Xenopus laevis (African clawed frog), 2944 nucleotides long. RefSeq lists its product as uncharacterized. Lineage: Eukaryota; Metazoa; Chordata; Amphibia; Anura; Pipidae. The transcript is spliced from 2 exons. Bases 169 to 2505 code for a protein of 778 amino acids. The record is from RefSeq and is a predicted model, not a curated record.